AUGCGCGGAAAACGAAGCAAACAGUAUCGCAAGUUGAUGAACCAGUACUCGUUGACCUGGGGAUUCCGCGAACCGUACCAAUGCCUGGUCGACGCUGAAAUGGUGGUUGACUGCCACAACUUCAGAUACGACCUGCUCGCUGGACUCGAGCGCACAUUGCACGGCAAGGUCAAGCCAAUGAUCACACAAUGCGAGAUCCGCAAACUGUACCUGCGUAAGAACGAGCCCGACAUGAACAAGAUUAUCGACUUCGCAAAGACGCUGGAGCGCAGACGAUGCGGUCACUUGCCCGAGGAAUACCCCGAACCCCUGAGCACGAUGGAUUGCAUGAAGGCCGUUGUCGACCCGAAGGGAAACCUCGUCAACAAGCACCGCUACUGCGUCGCAAGUCAGUCAGUCGACGUGCGCCGAAUGCUCCGCGAAAUCCCUGGCGUCCCGCAAAUCUACAUCAAGCGGUCGGUCAUGAUUCUCGAGCCUAUGGCGACGGAGAGUCUGGCCAUCAGGACCAAGGAGGAGAAGAGCAAAUUCCGCGAUGGUCUCGUUAGACCCGAGAGAAAGAGAAAACGCGAGGAGGCUGACGACGAUGAGAGCGGGAUGGAAGGAAAGGCGCAAGCCAGUGGGAACCAGGAGAAGAAGAGUCACAAGAAGAAGGGACCCAAAGGACCAAACCCAUUGGCAGUCAAGAAGCCAAAGAAGGUCACGGAGGGCGGUGCGAAACCGAAGCCCGAGUCGCGACCGGCGGGAAGCGGAGGCGAGGGCGAGGGUGAGGGUGAGGGUGAAGGUGAGGGCCCUGCGAAGAAGAAGCGCAGAAGACGACACAAAAACCAGACUGGUGACGCGGAGUCGGGUGCGCCAACAAGCCAGGGCGAGGCUUCGGCACAGCAAGCGGCGGAAAGCUCGUAG
Messenger RNA from Colletotrichum spaethianum, 903 nucleotides. Its product is annotated as rubrofusarin-specific efflux pump aurT. Gene Ontology annotation, molecular function: small ribosomal subunit rRNA binding. The transcript is spliced from 2 exons. Gene Ontology annotation, cellular component: nucleolus; small-subunit processome. Lineage: Eukaryota; Fungi; Ascomycota; Sordariomycetes; Glomerellales; Glomerellaceae. The record is from RefSeq and is a predicted model, not a curated record. Bases 1 to 903 code for a protein of 300 amino acids.